This is a messenger RNA of Sphenostylis stenocarpa, 1644 nucleotides long. NCBI's taxonomy places the organism in Eukaryota, Viridiplantae, Streptophyta, Magnoliopsida, Fabales, Fabaceae. The record is from the annotation of a GenBank genome assembly.
AUGGGAAUCCACCUCGCCUUCUUUCUCUUUCUGGCAUCUCUGCGAUUGGCUUUAUCUCAAGAUGUUGAACGUGGUUUGAUUCAAGUAGAUGGAAUGCAAGCAAUUGCUGAGACUGAUGAUAACUUUAUCUGUGCAACUAUUGAUUGGUGGCCUCAUGACAAGUGUGAUUACAACUAUUGCCCAUGGGGUGAUUCAUCUGCUGUAAAUUUGGACCUGUCUCAUCCUUUCCUUGCGAAGGCAAUCCAAGCUCUCAAGCCUUUGAGGAUAAGAGUUGGAGGUUCUUUGCAAGAUCAAGUGCUGUAUGAGGUAGGAAGUUUGAAGUCCCCUUGUCAUCCAUUUGAAAAGAUGAAAGGUGCAUUGUUUGGAUUUUCAAAGGGAUGUUUGCAAAUGAAAAGGUGGGAUGAGCUGAACCAUUUUUUCCAUGAUACAGGGGCCAUUGUGACAUUUGGUUUGAAUGCACUGCAUGGGAGGCACCAGAUUAGUCAUACUGUUUGGGGAGGAGACUGGGACUCUUCCAAUGCUUAUGAUUUAAUCAAUUACACUGUUUCAAAGGGGUACAAGAUUGAUUCAUGGGAAUUUGGUAAUGAGUUGAGUGGGAAGGGCAUUGGGGCAAGUGUUGGUGCUGGACAGUAUGGGAAAGACUUGAUAAAGCUUAAAGAAAUUUUACACUCAUUAUACAAUAACUCCAAUUUCAAACCUUUACUUGUAGCACCAGGAGGGUUCUAUAAUAAGGAGUGGUUUGAUAAGCUUCUUCAGGUUACAGGUCCAGGCAUAGUCAAUGUGCUGACUCAUCACGUGUAUAAUUUGGGCCCAGGUAGUGAUGAGCAUCUUGACAUGAAGAUUCUAGAUCCCCAGCGCUUGAGCAAUGUAGAACCAAUUUUUAGCGAUCUUUCAGAAACCAUUCAAAAAUAUGGCCAUUGGUCUUCUGCAUGGGUAGGAGAAGCUGGGGGGGCAUUCAACAGUGGUGGUCGUCAAGUUUCUGACACAUUUGUAAAUAGCUUCUGGUACUUAGAUCAACUUGGAAUAGCAUCCAGAUACAACACCAAGGUUUACUGCAGACAAACUUUAAUUGGAGGAAACUAUGGCCUUCUCAACACCACUACCUUCGUUCCUAAUCCAGACUACUACAGUGCACUUUUGUGGCAUCAGCUAAUGGGGAAGACUGUUCUUGCAGCUAGUAGUGAUGUUUUUUCACCUUCUUUACGCACUUAUGCACAUUGUUCAAAAGGCAGAGAUGGUAUAACAUUACUGCUGAUCAAUUUGAGCAAUCAGACUCGUUUCACACUCAUGGUUCAUGAUCGUGUGCCUGUGAGUAAUGGAGGAAAUGAAAAUGCUACAAGGAUCCAUGUACAAAAUUCAUUCUUUAGUCAUCUGAAGAGGGCAUUUUCUUGGAUUGGAAGAAAAGGAUCAGAAGUCACAUUCAGAGAGGAGUACCAUUUAACUGCAAAAGAUGAUUACCUUAGAAGCCAAACCAUGCUGCUGAAUGGUAUACCCCUAGAGUUGUCAAAUGAUGGAGAAAUUCCAACAAUGGCUCCAGUACUCAAUAGUGUACAUUCUCCAAUACGCUUAGCUCCUUUAUCCAUUGCAUUUGUUGUAUUCCCCAACUUUGAUGCUCCAGCUUGUGCUGUACAUGGAAAACUUUAA